UUCGCAUCAGCUAUAAAAAAAAAAAAAUUUAAAAAAAAGCAAGAUAAAAGUGUAGUGCUGAAACGUCGUUGAUGUCCUUGAAAGUAACAUGCUAACAUGACCGGAAUAAGCUUGAGUCACAUGUUAUUAUUUUGAUUUGAGAACCACAAGUUUGGAAGACAGCAAAGUCAUGAAUUCAAGCAGCAGUAGCAACAAGUUGGACAAUGCUACUUUGUCCUUCAUCAAGAAUGUUAACACCAGCAUUGCCAUCUCAGUCAUCUACAUGGUGGUUACUGUUAUUAACCUGGUGGGUAAUGGCCUGUCCAUGUGGCUGCUGCUCUUUCGGACCUCUCCCAAAACUCCGUCUAUAAUCUUCAUGAUAAACCUGACCCUCACUGACCUGGCUCUAGGUGCAGCUCUGCCGUUUCAGAUCACCUACCAGCUGCAGGGGUACAACUGGAGUCUGGGACCCAACAUGUGCAGGUUUCUAACUAUGAUGUUCUUCACCAACAUGUACUGCUCCAUUCUUACCAUGAUGGCCAUUGGCAUUGACCGCUACCUGGGCAUCGUGAAGCCUAUGUCCUUUAGAGAGACCAGACGGAAGAAGUCUAUGGCUAUCAUCAGCUGUCUCUUAAUGUGGGGUUUAGUCUUGAUUGUUUUAUACCCACUGAUGACCACGGACCUGACCUUUGAUAUUCCUGAACUUGGAAUAACCACAUGUUUCGAUGUCCUGAAGAAAAACAUGCUUCCGUCUCAAGCCGCGUGGGCUGCCUUCCUCUUCGGCAUGAUUUUUGUACUCUUUAUCUUCCCUUUCUGCAUUACAACAUUUUGCUAUGUCAAAGUUAUCAAACAGCUGGCAAAAGACUCGAAAACAGCCCAAAAAGAUAGAGCAAUACGUUUGGCUGUUAUUGUUUUGCUGGUCUUCACCUUUUGCUUUGCCCCGAACAACUUUCUCUUACUAGCCCACACGGUUAUGAAGCUGUUUUUCAAAAAAUCCCUCUACAUGGCCUACAAACUGACUUUAUGUUUCAGCUGUCUCAAUAGUUGCAUCGACCCAUUCAUUUACUAUUUUGCCUCUAAGGACUUCAGGCAAAAGCUGAGGCAGAUCAUGAACUGGCACAGUGUCAGCAGUAUGGAGUCAAAGCAGGAGCACAGGGAAAUUUUGUAUUCAAUGCAAUGUGGUUCUGAAGGUCAACAAAGUAAGCAGCGGGUAUCUUUGAUGUAAUAAUGCAACUGAAAAACGGAGAAAGGAAGGAAGUGAAAGCACAAUAAACUUUCUCUAUGUUGUACAA
Boleophthalmus pectinirostris (great blue-spotted mudskipper) is the source of this 1271-nucleotide messenger RNA. RefSeq names its product P2Y receptor family member 8 (gene p2ry8). Bases 170 to 1204 code for a protein of 344 amino acids. Gene Ontology annotation, molecular function: G protein-coupled receptor activity. NCBI's taxonomy places the organism in Eukaryota, Metazoa, Chordata, Actinopteri, Gobiiformes, Gobiidae. Gene Ontology annotation, biological process: phospholipase C-activating G protein-coupled receptor signaling pathway; positive regulation of Rho protein signal transduction. The transcript has 3 exons. Gene Ontology annotation, cellular component: membrane. The record is from RefSeq and is a predicted model, not a curated record.